Molecule: messenger RNA, 1164 nt
Organism: Capsella rubella
Lineage: Eukaryota; Viridiplantae; Streptophyta; Magnoliopsida; Brassicales; Brassicaceae
Exons: 2
Coding region: 225-890 (221 amino acids)
Source: RefSeq, a predicted model, not a curated record
UCAUUAAUCAUAGCACACAAAAUUCCAAACUUGAUAAAAUGAAAUCAGUGGGCUAAAGUCUCUACCUUUCUCCUUCUUCCUUCUUCCUUAUUCCUCUUCUUCAAUCAGAUUCUCUCCUAUUACCUAGCUCUCUUCGUUUCCUGUUUCUUUAUUUCAUUUCCUAUCUCUUGUUCUGUUCUGUUCUGUUCUGUUCUGUUCUGUUCUGUUCGGUUCUGUUCUUGAUUAUGAUACUAAGCAAGAGACCUCAUCUAAUGAUCCGUAAAUUGUCUGAGAUGUUGGUUCCAAGAAGCCGAUCUGCUAUUAAACCGGAAGAUUCCACGGCCAGCCCCAGAAGUCCCUUGGAUUUGAAAUUCCCCUCGCCGGUUAGCUCGAAGCGGUACGGUUCUCGUGGUGUCGGUUUGGGUAUCGUAGCUGCGUUGGAGGAAACUAGAAUCGGGAUUCACGAUCCGGUUCGUUACUCCGGGAGAUUCCGUUGCCCUGAGGUCGAUCUGUCGGACGAGGAAUACACUUACGUCACGAGCCCUAACGGCCCGACCAAAGUUUACUACAACGACGACGACGGGUUUGAACUGAGUGAAAAUGAUUACCGGAGAGUGCAUAAACCGAUUGUUAUCGCCGAGGAACCACCGGUUAUUAUUAAAAGGCAGACUUUUAGGGAUUCGACAGAGUUUCUGAGCUCGUGUUGCUUGUGUGAGAAGAAACUUCAAGGCAAAGACAUAUACAUGUACAAAGGAGAGAUGGGAUUCUGUAGUGCUGAAUGCAGAUCAGUGCAAAUAAUGAAUGAGGAACGAAAAGAGCAAUGUAAAACGCAAGUUUCAAGAAACGUACAAGUUUCGAGCUCUCCUUACGCCACCGGACAGAGAUUAUCUGCCGGAAUAUUCGUGUUUUAGGAUUGGACACACACGACGAUAUAACUCUAUAAGAGAAGUCUUCGAUGAUGAGAUUAAAAUAAAAUAAAAAACAAGAGUGAUCAUCAUUCCAUUUUACCUUAAAAGAAAAAAAGUGAAAUUUUUGGUUAGGUUAAAAUAGAAAGCAACCAUUGUAUAGAAGUUUGCUUUUUGAUUGAAAUACCGAUUAAUGAUGUUCAAUGUCUAAUGUUUUAUGCCUUUGUCCUCGGAAUCAAUUACUACAUCAAUAAAUUUACGAGAGACACAUGUUUAUAUG